Molecule: messenger RNA, 334 nt
Organism: Coregonus sp. 'balchen'
Lineage: Eukaryota; Metazoa; Chordata; Actinopteri; Salmoniformes; Salmonidae
Source: the annotation of a GenBank genome assembly
AUGCCGGACUAUAUUCAAGUCAGUUACUUUGACUCCAAUAUUGGACAUGUCGUUGAUGGGGGACAUAAUACCCGUAAGGAAACUGAGAUGAGCACUCUUCAGGGUACCUCGGCAUGGGAGAGAGAGUAUCUGUCCUAAAGGACCGAUUCAUUCUACAGAUGGUAUUCAUGUCCAGCAGAGAACAGGUGGCUGUGAAAUGUUGGACAAUGGUGAACUGGCCCUUAUGCAGGUCAGAGACACUUUUAGUGGGAUUGAUGCAGGUGGAUUCUACGACAACAUGACUACUUUUUCAUACUACACUGGAAAACCAAGGAUUCUAUGGGAUGGAAUUUAA